This is a messenger RNA of Oncorhynchus tshawytscha (Chinook salmon), 2001 nucleotides long. RefSeq names its product carboxypeptidase N, polypeptide 1 (gene cpn1). Gene Ontology annotation, biological process: proteolysis. Lineage: Eukaryota; Metazoa; Chordata; Actinopteri; Salmoniformes; Salmonidae. Bases 218 to 1552 code for a protein of 444 amino acids. Gene Ontology annotation, molecular function: zinc ion binding; metallocarboxypeptidase activity. The record is from RefSeq and is a predicted model, not a curated record. The transcript is spliced from 9 exons.
UGUGGGGGUGUAGGCCGCUCGUGGGAGGAGGCAGAAAACAGAGAGAGAGAGAGAGAGAGAGAGAGAAUGAGAGAGAGAGAGAGCGAGAGAGAGAGACAAAGUUAGAGGAACAGAAAGAAUAAGUGAGAGACAGGCUCUAAGGCAGUCAGACGAAGAGAGGGGUUGGCAAUCAAGGGAAGCUCAACUCAUCUCCAAUUCCCUGCUACAGUGAGUGACCAUGUGGCUGGGGUGGAAUAUUGUCUGGCUCGGGGCCCUUCUCAUAGGCCUAAAUGGGACCGUAGCCUGGGCAUCUGACAUCCAGCACCACCGCUAUGAGGAGUUAGUGCGGGCCCUGUUCGUAGUGCAGAGCGAGUGCCCAUACAUCACACGGAUCUACAGCAUUGGGCGCAGUGUGGAGGGACGCCACCUCUAUGUACUGGAGUUCAGUGAUACCCCAGGCAUCCACGAAGCAAUGGAGCCCGAGUUCAAGUAUGUGGGGAACAUGCACGGGAACGAGGUGCUGGGUCGGGAGCUGCUGAUCCAGCUCUCCCAGUUCCUAUGUGAGGAAUACCGGGCCGGAAACCAGAGGAUCACACGCCUCAUCCAUGACACGCGCAUCCACAUCCUGCCUACCAUGAACCCAGAUGGUUAUGAAGUGGCUGCCAAGCAGGGUCCUGAGUUCAAUGGCUAUCUAGUUGGGCGAGGCAACUCCAGGGAGGUGGACCUGAACCGGAAUUUUCCAGACCUGAACGCUCUCAUGUACUACUACGAGAAGACUAAUGGUCGGAACCAUCACCUGCCCCUGCCUGAUAACUGGGAGCAUCAGGUUGAACUGGAGACACUGGCAGUGAUAAAGUGGAUGCAGAACUAUAACUUUGUUCUGUCUGCUAACCUGCAUGGUGGGGCAGUGGUGGCCAACUACCCCUUUGACAAGUCAAGAGACCCCCGAAUCAGAGGCAAGACUACAUAUGCCACAACCCCAGAUGACAAGAUAUUCAAAAAGUUGGCCAGGACGUAUUCGUAUGCCCACAGUUGGAUGCAUAAGGGGUGGAACUGUGGAGAUUUUUUUGAUGAAGGGAUCACCAAUGGAGCCAGUUGGUAUUCUCUGUCCAAAGGAAUGCAGGACUUUAACUACCUAUACACCAACUGCUUUGAGAUCACUCUGGAACUCAGCUGUGACAAGUUCCCCCCGGCAUCAGCCCUGUCAAGAGAAUGGCUGGGCAACAGAGAGGCCCUGAUCUCCUUCCUGGAGCAGGUGCAUCAUGGGAUCAAAGGAAUGGUGUAUGAUAACAACAACAACCCAAUCGGCAACGCAGAGAUUUCAGUAGCUGGUAUCAACCACGAUGUGACCACUGGUGUGGAUGGAGACUACUUCAGAUUGCUGUUACCAGGCACCUACUCUGUGACAGCAUCAACAUCAGGAUACUUGCCCUCUACCAGCACGGUGACAGUGGGACCUGCUGAGGCUAUACAGUUGCACUUUUACCUGAAAGUGGCACCAAAAGACACAAAUCUGACACAGUCCCACCACAGCAAGAAAAACCUCUCCUCAGCUAAGGUGGGCCCAAGAUGAGACAUGGGUGUGAGAUAAACAAAGAACACGCCCACAUGUCCACGCAGAGGGAACAAUUGACAAUGUGUAAUAAAUGUCACUUAAAGAUACACCUAUUUUGUAAGCCUGAUUUACUCCUGAUUUGUACUGUAUGAGCGCUAUAAUUUUGUGAUUUAAGGACAGUUCUCAUGUUCACAUUUUGAGUAAAAAGAAUACAUAGAUUUCCAGUAAUUUCAUGAAAUGAAUCAACAAUAAAAGGUGGUGAAUGCUUUACUUUAAUUAUUAGUCAUUGAAAUUGAUGUGCAAAAAUAUCUAUAUAGCAGCAUAACACAUCAUUUCAAUACUAUAAAGAUAAACAAUUAUUUAAAGAUAAAAAAUAAAGAUGAAUUGUUGAAAUAAUUGGUUUUAUGAAAUAUGAUAUCUUAUAUUGUGAUACUAGCUUUAAUUAAUUAAAGGAAUACUACACUCAA